Messenger RNA from Purpureocillium takamizusanense, 1590 nucleotides. RefSeq lists its product as uncharacterized. The record is from RefSeq and is a predicted model, not a curated record. Gene Ontology annotation, molecular function: phosphopantetheine binding. The transcript has 3 exons. Gene Ontology annotation, biological process: amino acid activation for nonribosomal peptide biosynthetic process; secondary metabolite biosynthetic process. Bases 1 to 1590 code for a protein of 529 amino acids. NCBI's taxonomy places the organism in Eukaryota, Fungi, Ascomycota, Sordariomycetes, Hypocreales, Ophiocordycipitaceae. Gene Ontology annotation, cellular component: cytoplasm.
AUGCGCAACCGACGCGAGCUUGGCAUCAGCGGCACCGCCAUGAACGUUGGCGUCGUCAUCGGCGUCGGUGUCGUGGCAGAGAACGAGGAAUUGCAAAAGGUCAUGCUCCGCAUGGGCAUGGACAUGAUCAACGAGGAAGAGCUCCUGUACCAACUCGAGGAGGCCAUGCUUGCCGACAAAACCGUCGCUCCCAUGACCAUAUCAUACAGGAAGCUGAUGGAGGGAGCCGACAGCGUUACCUCUGAGCUUCUCGAUGCCGGUGCGAAGCCUGGGGACCGCAUCGGACUCCUCGCUCUGCCGGGCGUCGAGGCGGUGACGGGCCUGCUCGGAACACUCAUGACCGGGUCCUGCUAUGCCGCGCUCGACGCCGAAUUCGCGCACGAUCGUCUCUCGUUUAUGCUUACCGAUUCUGGAGCCAAUCCGCUCCUCGUUGGUCCCGGGCAAGAUGCGCGGGCCGCUGAGAUCCUGUCCAAGGUUGUUGUUGUUGCCCCCAAGGUCGUCAGGACAGACGACGCCACUGCGGCCGGCAGGACCGUUUCGCAGCCGCGCCCUCGACAUCCCAAUGACCCUAGAAGCACCGGCACCCCAAAGGGUGUCAUUCUAAAAGAGUCCAACACGCAGGCCAUGCUGAGCGCCUUGGACAAGGACUACGGCUUCUCCCACAACUACAAUUCCGUUGCGCACACAACGAUGUCCUUUGAUCUUUCUAUUGUCCAGAUUUUUGGCGGCCUCAGUGCCGCAACCGUCUCGAUUGCCUCCUUGGAGACGCGCAAGGAUCCAUCCGCCCUGGCCGAGUUCAUGAUGAAUGAGGGCGUCACUGUCACGUACUUUACCCCGACGCAGUUUGCACUUCUCAUGGAGUUCAACGAAGCGGUAGUCAAGAGGUGCGCCAAGUAUUGGGUCGCCUACUUCGCUGGCGAGCGGCUCCCGGUGCGCGUGGCCAAGGCCUUUUACGACCUGGGAACGCCCGCCACUUUCUACAACACUUGGUCUCCCUCGGAGCUAGUCGUUCAGACCUCCGUGGCCGAGAUCAGCCCGCCCGAAGAGGACGUCGUGAACCUGCCAAUUGGGCAUCCCAUGGACAACUGCCGUCACUAUCUCCUAGACGCAAAGGGAAACCCGGUGCCUUUUGGUCAGGUCGGUGAGCUCGUCGUUGGUGGCGUGCAGGUCGGCACCGGGUAUCUCAACCGUCCCGAGGUGAGCGCGCGGUCGUUCGUCGAGGACCCUUUUGCCUCGGAGGACGACCGCGAGCGAGGCUGGAACCGCAUAUUCAAGACGGGUGACCGCGGCCGCUUCCGAGCCGACGGCCAGCUCGAGUUUCACGGCCGCAUCGCAGGCGACAAGCAAAUCAAGCUGCGCGGGUUCCGCAUCGACCUCGGCGAGGUCGAGCAGCUCAUCUUCAAGGAGUCGCAGAAUCUCAAAAAGGCAGGGGCAUUGAUCGACAUCGCCGUCGUGGCUCGCACCGUCGACUUGGAUGAACAGCAGCUAGUGGCCUACCUGGUCCCUAAGAGCAACAUCACAGGUGAGGCGGAGAGGGGUGCUACCGUCUCGCCGGAGACGAGUCCACGAUGCGCAUCGUGGUCAGCAUGA